Molecule: messenger RNA, 772 nt
Organism: Morus notabilis
Lineage: Eukaryota; Viridiplantae; Streptophyta; Magnoliopsida; Rosales; Moraceae
Product: G-type lectin S-receptor-like serine/threonine-protein kinase At4g27290
Exons: 2
Biological process (GO): recognition of pollen
Source: RefSeq, a predicted model, not a curated record
AUGGAGUUCGACUCAGUGGCAUGGAAGGGCAAUUUUAUUUACUUUUUUUUAAAGAUAACAUCUGUGUUCACUAAGGACGAGGCAUACCAAACGUCCGAGACUACUACUGACUCUGUCAUUUCAAUAUUUAAGCUGAAUCAUUGGGGUUCCCUGCAGCAUCUUGUUUUGCAGAAUGGAAGUUCUGAAUGGGCUACUAUGUACACGUUACCAACUGGUCAACUAUGCGAUAAUUAUGGUUAUUGUGGCAUUAAUGCAGUUUGUAUAAUUAGAGGAUCAUAUAAGGUAUGCAAAUGUUUUGAGGGCUUCACAUCAAGGUCUCAAGAAGAAUGGAUCGCACUGACGUGGUCCAAGGGAUGCGCGAGGAAGACGCCAUUGGAUUGCAGAAAGGAAGAAGGGUUUGUGGAGGUCGCGGGGGUAAAAUUGCCAGAUUUGUUGGAGUUUUGGUUUAACAAAAAUAUGGGCCCUAAGGAAUGCAAGGAGGCUUGUUUGAAGAACUGUUCUUGCAAAGCUUAUGCUAAUUCCGACGUCAGGAAUGCAGGCAGUGGUUGUUUGAUGUGGUUUGGUGACUUGGUUGAUAUCCGAGAAAAGCAUGUGAAAGGCAGUGAUCAGGAUCUCUAUAUCCGACUAUCUGCUUCAGAAAUAAAAUCAAUUAAUGAGGCAGAUGAGAAAAAAAAACUUCACAUCGUGUUAUGGGCUUCGUUGACCAGUGGAACAUGUAUCUUUGGUGUUGCAGUGUGGUGCAUAACUUGGAAACUAAGGAAAAGGCUAAAAG